Trichogramma pretiosum is the source of this 2164-nucleotide messenger RNA. It is a transcript of the gene ebi, whose product is annotated as F-box-like/WD repeat-containing protein TBL1XR1. The record is from RefSeq and is a predicted model, not a curated record. Gene Ontology annotation, cellular component: histone deacetylase complex. NCBI's taxonomy places the organism in Eukaryota, Metazoa, Arthropoda, Insecta, Hymenoptera, Trichogrammatidae. Gene Ontology annotation, molecular function: transcription corepressor activity; protein binding. The transcript is spliced from 6 exons. Gene Ontology annotation, biological process: regulation of transcription by RNA polymerase II. Bases 364 to 1908 code for a protein of 514 amino acids.
UCGGGUAAUGUUGGGACUUGGGAGUUAUAGGGGAGUGUAACACUGAUAGAAAAGGAUAAGACACAGAGGCGCUAACGCUUGCAAUUUCACAUUUUAGAGUCGUUCGCGCAGCGCUAACCUCCACAGCGUCCACAUAGACGCCGAGAUACCGCUACGUCAACACGGGUUGUGGAGCACACAAAAUUCAUUCGAACGCUGUGAAAACAAGUAAUAUCGACACUAUAGAACAACCCCGUGCACAGUAAAUACUACCUCAGCCAAUGCUAGCUGAACUAAACAAUAAUAUUUACAUUUAAGUGAUAAUGUUGUAGAAUAUAUAUUUGCGCAGAACUCGUAUUUAUCGUACGUAUUUGUCUCGCAACCAUGAGUUUUUCCAGUGACGAAGUGAAUUUUCUCGUUUACAGAUACUUGCAGGAAUCUGGCUUCCAACACUCAGCUUAUACUUUUGGUAUUGAAUCACAUAUAUCUCAGAGUAAUAUCAAUGGUGCAUUAGUUCCACCUGCAGCACUUUUAUGUGUAUUACAAAAAGGUUUACAAUACACAGAAGCUGAAAUUUGCAUUGGUGAAGAUGGCACUGAGCAGCGUUUGGUGGAAUCUCUUUCACUGAUUGAUGCUGUUAUGCCUGAUGUUGUUGCAGUAAGACAACUUCAGCAACAACAGCACUAUCAAAAAGCUCAACUUAAAGCUGAAAUCCCAGAUACUAAUGGUGAAGAAACUGUAACAUCAAAUGAAAGUGCCAAUACAAAUGAAAAAGCAUCAGAUCGUACUGAUAUGGAUGUUGAAGAAACUUCCCAAGGCCAGGGUGGUGGAACAAAUGCCAAUUCCAUUAAAAUACCAGCUAACAAAGCUACUAAACUGUGUGGUCAUGAAUCUGAAGUAUUUAUUUGCGCUUGGAAUCCAGCCAUGGAUCUUCUAGCAUCUGGUUCAGGAGACAGUACAGCUCGUAUUUGGGAUAUGUCAGAUAAUUCUCAAUCUCCGAAUCAAUUAGUUCUGCGUCAUUGCAUUCAAAGAGGGGGUACUGAAGUUCCAAGUAACAAAGAUGUUACUUCUUUGGAUUGGAAUUGUGAUGGUACUUUACUUGCUACUGGAAGUUAUGAUGGCUAUGCACGAAUAUGGACAACUGAUGGUAGAUUAGCAUCUACAUUAGGACAACACAAAGGACCAAUAUUUGCAUUAAAAUGGAACAAGCGAGGAAACUAUAUCCUUAGUGCUGGAGUUGACAAAACAACCAUCAUUUGGGAUGCAGCUAGUGGUCAAUGUACUCAACAAUUUAGUUUUCAUUUAGCUCCUGCGUUGGAUGUAGAUUGGCAAACUAAUACAUCUUUUGCUAGUUGUUCGACUGAUCAAUGUAUUCAUGUCUGUAAACUCAAUGUUGAUAAACCAAUUAAGAGUUUUCAAGGUCACACUAACGAAGUAAAUGCUAUUAAAUGGGAUCCUCAAGGAAAUCUCUUAGCUAGUUGUUCAGAUGAUAUGACAUUAAAGAUUUGGUCAAUGAAACAAGACAAUUGCUUGCACAAUCUUCAAGCUCAUCAAAAGGAAAUAUACACCAUUAAAUGGUCACCCACUGGUCCUGGCACACAAAAUCCCAACAUGAAUUUAUCCUUAGUCAGUGCAUCAUUUGAUUCAACUGUUAGACUUUGGGAUAUAGACAGAGGAGCCUGUAUAUAUACUCUUACAAAACACACUGAACCUGUAUACAGUGUAGCUUUCAGCCCUGAUGGCAAAUUCCUGGCCAGUGGAAGUUUUGAUAAAUAUGUUCAUAUAUGGUCUACUUUGAGUGGUCAAUUGGUGCACAGCUACAAAGGAACUGGAGGUAUAUUUGAAGUUUGCUGGAACAGUCGAGGGGACAAAGUUGGAGCUUCAGCAUCAGAUGGCAGUGUUUUUGUACUUGAUCUCCGCAAACUAUGAUAAAUGACAAGAAUUGCAAUUUCGUAUGUCUUUGUAUACAUAAAAACUAACAAUACCUACCGUACCUUUUUGUAUUUACCCCCAUAAAAUAGCAACAAUUGUUGAUAUUCUCAAAUUCUUUGAAGGUUUUAUAUUUAUUGUCUUACAAGAAUCUACUUUUUAAGAAAUUUUAGUUCUAAAAAUUGGAUGUAGCAACGUAGAAAAAAUUGUAUUGUAAUUGUACAUUAAAUUAAUUCUUGAUAAUAUUUAAUUACAU